AGGAGCAAAUAUAUUUUUAUAUUUUUUUCUGUUUUUGUGUGUGUUUGUGUGUCCACAAAAAGGACAGAACGAAGAAUUAUUCUAUUUUUUGCUGGCCUGGAAUUGUCAUGGGAAAUUUAUUUGCGUUGCUAUGAAUAUUGAACUUGGUACUUGGUCGAAGUGGCUUCCAUUAAUAUUUCCUCCUUUUCCAUAAGGAAGCUCUUUCUGUGAAUUGUUGAAAAUUUCUUGAAUAAAUAUUUGAAUGGCAAUUUUCGAAACUCAGAAAAGACCCCUAAAAGGAUCAUUAGAAAAACUUUUUCUUAGUUCCGCCGCGGCCAUUAAGAAGAGCAGCAGCAGCUUCCUCUUCUUGAGCAAUUUUCGCCUUUAUCCAAUAGUGUGCAGAACAAACGACAGCCAAAACGGAUGGAAUAACUAUCAGCAUAAUCAACGCCACCGAUACACUUGCAACACGUGCUGUGUGCUCUUCGUUACCUGUUCCGGAAGAGCGAUUAGAAAAUCUCAUUAGGCAAAAGCUCAAUACAUUAAGAGGCUAAAAUGUUUUUUGAAAGGAAAACAAAAAAACAAACAAAAAAAUAAUGUUGGCUGUUGAUGUUGAUGAUGGAAAUGGUGAAACAGAAAACAAAAUAAAUGAGGGCAAAAGUUGUGAUAAAUGAACAUCAAUAUCAUCUUAAGGGUUUCGAAAAAGGAUACGUAUCAGAGGAUAUCCUUCAAUCGAGAAAUUCGCAGCCUAACGUCUUCCGUUGGGUAGAAGCUUACAGGAAGCAUGGACACAAAUUGGCAUCAAUAAAUCCUGUGGCCUUCAAACCAAAUUCAAGUUCAUUCGAUGAACUAACACCGGAGUACUAUGGACUUAGAUCUGACGACAGAAUAACACCGCGGGGAAUAUUGAAUGUCUCAGACAUUGAAUCUACUACCACCGUAGGAGAGAUUCAAAAAAUCCUUAACGAUAUUUAUUGUAAUGCUGGAGCUAGUGUUGAGUUUGCUUACAUUGAAAAUCAAGAAGAACGCGAAUGGCUGGCAGAGAAUUUCGAAAAACUAAGAAAACAAAAUGUCAGCACGGAUGGGCGAAGAAAAAUUGCAGAACUUCUUAUCAAAUCUCAGGCAUGGGACAACUUUCUGGCAGCAAAGUUUCCCACCGUCAAACGGUAUGGUGGCGAAGGUGCCGAGAGCCUUUUGGCUUUCUUUUGGCAGUUAUUUGCGAGUGGUGUUGAAGAGAAGUUGCAGCACAUCGUUGUGGGUAUGCCACAUCGUGGUCGGGGAAAUUUACUGACAACGAUGUUGAAUCUAAGACCGGCAAAAGUUUUUCGCAAAUUCAAAGGCGAAUCGGAGUUUGCCGAUGGUGUGAAUGCAAUGAGCGAUGUUGUUAGUCAUUUCCAUGCUGCCGAAGAGUUGGACAUUGAUGGGAAGAAAAUACGAGUUAGCAUCUUAAGGAAUCCAUCGCAUUUAGAGGCAGCUAAUCCCGUAUCGAUGGGUAAAACAAGAUCCAAGCAACAAACAGCUUCUGAUGGUGCCUUCAGCGAAGACCCCGAGAAACCCUUCUCCACAUCCGUCCUAAACGUUAUCCUCCAUGGAGACGCUGCUCUCCCUGGUCAAGGUGUCAACCAAGAAUGUCUCAAUAUGGCUUAUGUCCCACAUUUCGAAGUUGGUGGAACCAUUCAUAUGGUUGUCAACAAUCAAGUAGGCUUCACCACCCCAGCCGAAACAGCACGCUCUACCGACUAUGCAACAGAUUUGGCCAAAACCAUCCAAGCACCAGUAUUCCAUGUUAACGGUGACAAUCCCGAACAGGUUGCCAUUGUAACGCAACUAGCCUUCGCCUACCAACGAAAAUUUCGCAAAGACGUCUUCAUCGAUAUGAAUUGUUUCCGACGGUGGGGUCACAACGAACUCGAUGACCCAACAUUCACCAAUCCGGCUUUGUAUUCGGUCAUUGAAAAUCGCAAAUCCGUUCCAGAUACUUACGCUGAGCAUUUGGCCAGUGCGGAGAUACUCAGUUCAAAUGAAGCCAACCAAGUGCGAACCAGUUUUAUGAACUAUCUAACCGAUGAGCUAGCCAAUGUCAACUCCUACCAACCCGAACCAACAUAUUUCCAAAGGCAAUGGAGUGAAUUGCAAUCAGCGCCCAAUGCCAUAACCUAUUGGGACACUGGCCUAGAUUAUUCGCUGCUUCAUUACAUUGGCACCAGAAGUGUUCAAUAUCCAGGCGGCUUUAAUAUCCACCCACAUUUACUCAAAACCCAUGUCGAAGGGAGGCUGAGGAAAUUAAAUUCGGGCCAGAAAAUUGAUUGGGCCACUGCCGAAGCCCUUGCCAUUGGAAGUCUCUUGUACCAGGGACGCAAUGUUCGACUAAGUGGUGAGGAUGUUGGUCGUGGGACAUUCUCCCAUCGUCAUGUUAUGCUGGUCGACCAGAAAACCAACGAAAUGUUCAUCCCUCUGAACAGCAUGGAACAAGUACAUUGCGGGAAGCUGGAAGUGGCUCAUAGUAUCCUUUCCGAAGAAGCAGUGUUAGGCUUCGAGUAUGGCAUGGCCAUAGAUAACCCAAAUAAUUUGAUCAUAUGGGAGGCCCAGUUUGGGGAUUUUGCCAAUGGUGCCCAAAUCAUUUUCGAUAACUUCAUAUUCACAGGCGAGACAAAAUGGAUGGACUCGAAUGGUCUGGUGAUACUAUUGCCACAUGGCUAUGAUGGUGCUGCUUCGGAACAUAGCAGUUGUCGCAUAGAGAGAUUCCUGCAAUUGACUGAUUCUAAGGAGACCAGUCCGGACGGCGAUGAUGUGAAUGUGCACAUUGUGAAUCCAACCACACCGGCCCAAUACUAUCACCUGCUGAGGAGACAGAUUGUGAGGAAUUUCCGAAAGCCACUUAUAGUGGUGGCUCCGAAAACCCUCCUCCGGCUAUCAGCUGCCACCUCGGUGCACACCGAUUUUCAGCCGGGAACGUUUUUCCGAAAUGUUAUAGGGGAUUGUGAUGUGUUGGAGCCUGGCAAGGUCGAUAAAGUUAUUUUGUGCAGUGGAAGGCAUUAUUAUACCCUAAAUGAUGAACGAGUGGCAAAGAAGAUUGGAAAUUGUGCUAUUGUUAGAGUGGAGUCAUUGUGUCCUUUUCCAGUACACGAGAUUCAGGAAGAAUUGGCCAAGUACAAAAAUGUCAAAUCAAUAAUUUGGAGUCAAGAAGAAUCACGAAAUGCUGGCGCUUGGAGCUUUAUACGCCCCCGCUUUGAGCACAUGAUUGGAAAACAGUUGAAAUACUGUGGACGUGCCGAAGCUGCAACAACAGCAACUGGAAUUGGUAAAAUUCACAAAAAGGAACUCGAAGAUAUCGUCCUGAAUCCAUUUAGAGCCUAAAGACGUGUGGUUGUAUAGAUGUUGUAUCUUAAGAUUAUUUUGUUCUCUUAGUUUGUGAUGUAAGUUUGUUUGAAUUUAGUUUUUUUUUUUCUUCAUGCCCGUUUUUUUAUCAAGAAUAAGGAAGUGUAUGUAUAUAUAAUAAAAAGGACAUUUUUUUU
Episyrphus balteatus (marmalade hoverfly) is the source of this 3494-nucleotide messenger RNA. RefSeq names its product probable 2-oxoglutarate dehydrogenase E1 component DHKTD1 homolog, mitochondrial. NCBI's taxonomy places the organism in Eukaryota, Metazoa, Arthropoda, Insecta, Diptera, Syrphidae. The record is from RefSeq and is a predicted model, not a curated record. The coding region runs from base 628 to 3336 and encodes 902 amino acids. Gene Ontology annotation, biological process: tricarboxylic acid cycle. Gene Ontology annotation, molecular function: thiamine pyrophosphate binding; oxoglutarate dehydrogenase (succinyl-transferring) activity. The transcript has 14 exons.